ACUUAUUGGAGAGAGAUGCUCGUCGCGUGCAGCAGUAGUGGAGGAGAGGGACGUGACAGCCCAUCCGCUUAGAUCGCUCACACACACACACAGACGCCCCCAUCCACGCGCAAUCGGUCUACUCGUUUCCCGCCGGCUGGACCUCCCGCAUGCCUGAGCCAGUGCGUGGAGGCGAGACUAGCCUACUGUACCGCCAGCACCCGUGCGGCGAGGAGUUGCUUGCAGCGCAGACUAGACAGCGUACCAGUCGGGAAGGACCCCGCACGUCGUGGACAAAAUAGACCAUAGGUCGAUAUAUGUUCCCCCGCGUGGAUGGAUGGGCAGAGAGAGAAAACAACCCGAACCUGUGGUGCAGAACUGGCUUUUCAGGCUACCUUUGAUUCAACGCAUUUUAUUGACGGUCUGUCCUCCCUGGUUCUGGAUCCAGAGCUCACUGCCUUCCCCCUGGCCCCAGACGACUCCCCCCCACAACCAGGCACCAUGACCCAGGAGGGGCAGGGACAACGCCAGACUGAACCCCCUACACCCCCAGACAUCCAGGGGGUGACCCCAGCCCACCCUUCAGAGGAGUCAGCCACAGACCAAGGGCUGGAGGGGCUAGGUGUGGAGGUGAAGGUGGAGGGGAUAGAGGGGACCAAUGAGGAGGAAGGGGAGGGAAGUGUUACGGUAGCAGGGGAAGUACACAGAGAAAGAAAAGGUGAGGAAAGUGGAAAGGGAGAGGGUGAUGAGGUAGUUGAGGGAGUGGAACAAGUGAUGCAGGGAGAAGGAGAGGUGCAUGAAGAGCGAGAGAGUAUGGCAGAGACAAGUGAUGAAGAAGAUGGGCUGGGGGAUGAGAGGAUAGAUUCAGAGGAUGGUCAGACAGAUGGAGAACUAGAGAGAGUGGAGGAGGUGGAGAAGGAGGGGGAUAACAUGAACACAGAGGCCACAGAGGAGGCAGAACCAGCCUGCGAGCCCAGCUGUGAGGAGGAGGAGGAAGGAGAGGAGGAGGAGGAGUUAACACCACCACCUGAGAACCAGGAAGAAGACCAGGACUUACCAGACCCACCGCAGUCUCUGGACAUAGUCAGGCUGGAGAACGGGAUAGAACCUGAGAACGGAAUCGAAGGGCAUGAAGAGGAGGAUGAUGAAGAGGAUGAAGAUGAGGGAGAAGGAUGCGGCUUAGUAGAGGUCAUCCAGGAACACCUGGACACGUUCAGCUCCACCUUCGAGUGUUCCGUAGAGCUGGCGGACACAGAGGUGGAGGAAGAGGAGGAGGAGGAGGAGGAAGGGGAUGGGAGGGGUAACCAGGACAGUUUCAGCUCUGUGUUUGAACGCAUCGUGGAGAACGUUGUGGCCAUAGAGAGGGAGGAAGAGGAAGAUGAGGAAGAGGGGGAGGGCGAGAGGGAGAAGAACACGGUGGACAACAAGGACGGCUUCAGCUCGACGUUUGAGCGUAUCGUUGAGUCUGCGCUUCUCCGCGGGGGUACGUGCUACAGUAGUCUGGACUCUCUGGAUGUCCUGUCACUCACAGACGAGACAGACAGCUGCGUCAGCUUCGAGGCUCCGCUCACCCCCCUUAUUCAGCAGAGGUCCUUCCUUCAGAGUCCUGAGCCUCUGGAGCUAGAACUAGCCACCGUCAUGGAGCAGGAGGGGAGUGAGGCUGGAACCGAGGCCCAGCAAGGAGAGCCUGAGGCUGGGGAGAGUGCUGCAGGGCCUGGGCCUGGACCUGGAGGAAGCCCACUAAGGACCACCAUCACCGGGACGAGGUCAGAGUUUGUACUGAGCCAGCCUGGCCGGUGGGACAUCCCUAAUGGGUUUCAUACAGACACCCAGGGGGGAGUGGAGGGCUCUGGAGCCAUACCCAACUCAAUGAGUGAUGCCAACCUCCUCACGGACGUGCUGUCGGACUCAGAGUCGGAGCUGGGCGGUCUGGAGCAGCUGGAGAGAGGCAGCACGGAAACCCUGGCCAACGGUUGCCGUGCCGACUGCGACGCCGCCAAACGCCUGGCCAAGCGUCUGUUCUACCUGGAGGGCUUCAGACGCUGCGACGUGGCACGCCACCUGGGCAAGAAUUACGACUUCAGCCAGCUGGUGGCGUCAGAGUACCUCAGCUUCUUUGACUUCUCUGGCCUGUCGUUGGACAAGGCCCUGAGGAACUUCCUGAAAGCCUUUCCUCUGAUGGGUGAGACCCAGGAGAGAGAGAGGAUCCUGGUCCACUUCUCUAAGAGGUUCUGUGUCUGCAACCCCACAGCCCUCGCCCCCGAAGGCAAGAGCAGAUCUAAACGGGAUGAUGAUGAUGAUGAUGAUGAUGAUGAAGAAGAUGACGACGGAGCCCAUACGUUAACCUGCGCCCUAAUGCUGCUCAACACUGAUCUACAUGGACACAACAUUGGGAAGAAGAUGUCUUGCCAGCAGUUCAUCAGUAAUCUGGAUGGCCUAAACGAUGGCAAGGACUUCCCUAAAGACCUAUUAAAGGUGUUGUAUAAUUCAAUAAAGAACGAGAAACUUGAAUGGGCAAUUGAGGAAGAGGAGUUCAGGAAGAGUCUAUCAGAGCUGGUGGAGGAGCAGUGUGAGGGAGGGGGGAAGAGGGGGGUUGCCAGGGUAACGGAUGGCAAUAACCCUUUCAUCGCCAUCCCCAUCCUACUCAACGCUGUCACCUAUAAACAUGGUGUCCUGUCCCGCAAGAGCCACGCAGACAUGGGACGGCAAACCCCACGAGGACGACGAGGCUGGAAGAAGUUCUAUGCGGUUCUAAAGGGGAUGAUCCUUUAUCUCCAGAAGGAUGAGUACAAGGCUGAUGCAGAGCUGUGUGAGGGGGACCUGAAGAACGCUGUGCGUAUCCACCAUGCGUUAGCCACCCGCGCUACAGACUACAGCAAGAGACCCAACGUCCUCAAACUAAAGACCUCUGACUGGAGAGUGUUCCUACUGCAGGCACCGAGUGAAGAGGAGAUGAUGUCGUGGAUAUUCCGUAUUAACCUGGUAGCAGCUCUGUUCUCCGCCCCGGCCUUCCCUGCUGCCAUUGGCUCCAUGAAGACGUUCUGUAGACCUCUACUGCCCUCCUCCUCUACCCGGCUAAACCAGGAGGAUCAGCUGCAGUCCCACGAGGGGAAGCUGAAGCAGAUGAGUGUGGAGGUGGAGGAGCACAGGAAGAGCCCGCCCUCGCCUUCUCCCAAGAGCAGAGAGUGGGAGGAGUAUCGAAUCAAAGAGCACUACCUCAUAUAUGAGAAGAGUCGGUACGAGACGUAUAUCAACCUGCUCCAGGCCAAGAUGAGGGCAGAGACAGACGACCUGGAGAAGAUAGAGGCUAGCGUGKUGAGCGGGAUCGGSGAGGGCCGAGGGGGGCGCGAGGGCUACCUCCGGAAGACCCAGUCCUCUCCUUCCAUCAGCCAGCACAGUCUCAACGGCAGGGCCUCUGGACGCACUGCCCCGGGCCAGCGGAGUUGAGAGGAGACCCCCCUUAAAAACACCAUCAUGCACCCCCCUGUAACUGUCCUCUGAGCCAAAGGGCUCACCCCCCUAAAUGCCUAAGCACUGGAUUCAUAUCCAACCAACUCCCCAAAUCAUCCCUCCUUCCUAUUUCAUUGCACAGUAAAGCGGUAAUAAUUGUUCCAGCUAUACAGUAUUAKUGGUGUUAUUUAACCAACAGCUAAUUGUCGCUGGCAGUGCUUAUAAGAACACUUAUAACGGAGAACAUGAAGAUGUGGAAAAAAGGACGAAAUUGGAGAGAGGACUUACCGGCAUAAAGGAAGUGACAUCGUAAGGAAGUGUGGACUGUAGUUUUUUGGUUUGAGGAGGUGGAUGGUGGAUUUCAGGGUGGAGGGGUACAGUAGCAUAGUAGUAGGGUGACAAGUAGCCUAGCGGUGAAGAGAUUUGGGCCAGUAACCAUCGCUGUUUUGAAUCCCGAGCUGACUAGGUGAAAAAUCUGUCAAUGUGCCCUAGAGCAAG
This is a messenger RNA of Salvelinus sp. IW2-2015, 3927 nucleotides long. Its product is annotated as PH and SEC7 domain-containing protein 2. Gene Ontology annotation, molecular function: phospholipid binding; protein binding; guanyl-nucleotide exchange factor activity. Lineage: Eukaryota; Metazoa; Chordata; Actinopteri; Salmoniformes; Salmonidae. Gene Ontology annotation, biological process: regulation of ARF protein signal transduction. The record is from RefSeq and is a predicted model, not a curated record.